AUGGCUUCAAAAAAAGGUUCAAAUAAUAAAAAGAGUCAAACAUGUUUAAAUAUUGAAAUACAAGAUUUUAUUGAAAUUGGGAAUGACAUACCUGCUGAUGAUCUUUUACCUAUAUGGACACAAGAACAAAAGAAUAUGGUUCCAUCAAUUAUCACUGAUGUUGAUCAAAUCGAACAACCGAUAAAAUAUAUAGCCGGUUUAGAUAUAAGUUUCGUUAAAACAAAUGAUAAAGCUGUCGCAUCCAUGGUUAUUUUUGAUUAUGAAACGUUAGAUAUCGUAGCUAAAAUAAGUGUUCAUUGUAUUUUGAAAAUUCCAUAUAUAGCUGGUUAUUUAGCAUUUCGUGAAGCUCCAGUCUUUAUGAAGUUAAUUGAUAUUCAAAAACAACAUUGCCCUCAUUUAACACCACAAGUUAUUUUAAUAGAUGGAAAUGGUGUUUGGCAUCCACGUCGUGCUGGUAGUGCUUCACAUUUUGGAGUUUUAAGUGGUAUUCCAUGUUUUGGUGUAUCGAAAAAUGUUCUUUAUGUUGAUAGUAUUACACGAGAUAAAAUUCACGAAUUGUUAACUGAAAAAGCACCUGGAAAAGAUCAAUAUAUUGAAGUAACUGAUGACAGUGGAAAUGUUCUUGGUAUAGCUUAUAAUGUAACUGGCUCUAUAAAACAUGCUGUUUAUAUUAGUGUGGGACACAAAAUAACAUUGAAAACAGCUUGUGAUAUAUUCAAAUCAGUGACUAAAUAUCGUAUUUGUGAACCAAUACGACAAGCUGAUUUACUUAGUCGGGAAAUAGUUGCUAAACUUUCUUAA
Messenger RNA from Rotaria sp. Silwood2, 801 nucleotides. Lineage: Eukaryota; Metazoa; Rotifera; Eurotatoria; Philodinida; Philodinidae. The record is from the annotation of a GenBank genome assembly.